AUGUCUCAAAAACAAAACGUGGAAACGACAAUUCCUUCAUCAGAUAAUGCUAAUUAUGUGGACGUCUACGAUUAUAAUCGCCAUCAAUCGAAAAAUCGACAAAAUUUCAUGUCCGAUCAACAACGUUUAGAAAAAUUCCAGCAACUUUUUAUUCAAUAUGAAAUCAAUGCUACAUUUGCUUCAAAGUUACAUAGUUUAGAUGGUUAUGAAAUUGUUUUUAUUUGUGAUGAUUCAAGUUCGAUGAGUACAGAACUUAGUGAUGUUUCUGGACCAUAUAAAAAGGCGCCAACUCGCUGGGAUGAACUGAAACAAACAUUAUCAAUUGUUGUUGAUUUAGCUAGUACACUUGAUCCAGAUGGUGUAGAUGUUUAUUUUCUUAAUCGUGAACCAAUGUAUAAUAUAAUUUCAGGUCCAACACCAAUGGUUCGAGUUCUUCGACAAGUUCUAAAAGAUAAAAGAAACGAAAUUCAACAACGUAAAUUACUUAUUCUCUUAGCUACAGAUGGAGAACCAACAGAUGAUAUUGGUCAACCAAGAAUCGAUGAAUUGCGACAAUUUUUGUUACAUGAACGCAAACCUAUAGACAGAAUUUUAAUUACAAUUAUUGCUUGUACAGAUGAAGAUGAAUGCAUGUCAUAUUUAAAUAAUUGGGAUAAAGAUAUUCCAAAUUUUGAUGUUGUUGAUGAUUAUCGAAAUGAAAAAAAAGAAAUUCUUGCAUGUCAAGGAAAAUCAUUUCCAUUCAGUUAUGGUGAUUAUGUUGUGAAAAUGCUUAUGGGUUGUAUUGAUCCUUGGUUUGAUGAAUUGGAUGAAAAGAAAUUAACAACAGAUGAAUAUGAACGAUCUGCACCGAGAUUCGCACUAAAUAAUAAUUUUUAA
This is a messenger RNA of Rotaria sp. Silwood2, 876 nucleotides long. NCBI's taxonomy places the organism in Eukaryota, Metazoa, Rotifera, Eurotatoria, Philodinida, Philodinidae. The record is from the annotation of a GenBank genome assembly.